UUUGCGAGAUUGCGACGAUGACGGAGGUGAGGAAGGACGAUGUUGUAAAGAUACUUCACACCUAUCCGUUUUGCAGAAAAUGUGAUAUGUCCGACGAGAUGAAGCAAGAAGCAAUGGAAUUAUGCGUGACCGCGGCGGAAAAGUACGCAGACAAUUACGAGAGCGUCUCUCGGAUGAUCAAGGAGACGAUGGAUAAGAAAUUCGGCGCCUCCUGGCACACCGUCGUUGGAGAGGGCUACGGCUUCGAGAUAACUUAUCAGUUGAAGCACCUGCUGUACAUGUACUGCGCCGGUAAUUUGGCAAUAUGCAUAUGGAAAUCCGCAUAGUGCGGCACUGCUGGCGCCUCCAAUUUCUUUUACAUACACCUAUUUAUAUAUUUAUAUACUUUAUAUACGUUUGAUUGUACGUGUAAAGUCGUCUUUCAUAUGUGUGUGUGUGUGUGUGCAAAGCGUAUAUGUAAACUGUUACGAGAAAAGAGGGAGAACGUUUCUAAUAUCUCAUAAGUGUGGGUCCAAUCUGUGUUUAAGAGUCAAAUGUCUUAUAUGCAUAUUAUUGUAAUUAAACACACUUACAUAUUAGAAACAGAACUAGUGACGCGAUAAUCUCACUCAGAUAUAUCGAUGUGGAAAUAUUUUUCAGUACAGAUUAUUCAACUAUUCCCAGGUAGACGUUACGUCAGCAUAUAAUAUGAUCUGCAUGGUGACAAAAUUAAAAAGUUGAAAGGUGACUGCGUAAAUAUUCAAAGACAUGUUCUCAUGACACAAGUUGUUCAGCAAAUAGUGAAGGAGUCUUCCGAUGCAGUAAAAAUUGCGAUAUUUUGCCGAGCAGAGCGCAAAUAAUCCGACAUUAUUGGAGCAGUAAGAAGUGUUAACAUAUUUUGCGAUUGCAAUCACAAAGUAUGUGUAAAAUGUUUGCAUGCCCGCAUUCAGCAUGUCUACCUGAGAUUAUUUAUUAUUUAGGAGCAUUUUAACACGCAGUAGUAUAUAAGAAGAUAUAAUAAUAUAAAGGAAAGUCCUCCAUUAUUAGAGAUAGGUCCUCUAUUAUAGAAAUAAGUUUCUAAUAUGAGAUAGCAGGUUUCCAACACCCAAAUUCAAUCACAAAUCUUUUCUCGCAACGAU
Molecule: messenger RNA, 1118 nt
Organism: Vollenhovia emeryi
Lineage: Eukaryota; Metazoa; Arthropoda; Insecta; Hymenoptera; Formicidae
Product: dynein light chain 4, axonemal-like
Exons: 2
Coding region: 18-326 (102 amino acids)
Biological process (GO): microtubule-based process
Cellular component (GO): dynein complex
Molecular function (GO): dynein light intermediate chain binding; dynein intermediate chain binding
Source: RefSeq, a predicted model, not a curated record